CAAGUCAGCAGACGUCACCCCGAUUACGAUGUCGAUGUGAACUGAAUACAAAGUCGGACCCCACCACCUUCUCGAAGUCACUUCUAUUCUCUUGGCUUACAACGUCGAGAAAGAGAAUCGUCUCAUAUCCACGUCAACAACCGGAACUCAAAUGAAUUCGAAGUUGACCUCUAGUCGCUAGAGCUUUCGCUUUGGACGCGGGAUUGGCUACGGAUAUGCUCGUAUGGACUUUUUCGUGUUGUUGCCUUGUAUCGAAAGAGCCAGUCGUAUCCCAAUAACGUCUUUGAGUCACUUCGCACAUUCUCUAGUGGUGUGGUCUGUUAUCGGCACUCUCCGUUGACUACCAUGGCAUUUUCAUUAUGAGAAUGGCAUAUAUCAAUCUCAAUCUGCCAUACCCACUACAUACCACAGUCAUGAUGAGAAUAGCUAUCGUGGGCGGUGGAGGCUUCGCAGCUAUCCUAGCCCAUCAAAUCACACAAACAGCGAACCCUGUGAUCAUUCUGUCAAGAGAAUCAAACCCAGAGCUGGAAGAACGCUACGACUGCCAAGUUGCCGUAGUAGACUACGACGAUGCCGAAAGCCUUCGCUUCGCCCUCCAGGGUAUCGAUCUCGUCAUCUCGACGAUACGCGGACAGGAACAAAUCAACGCCAUCCACGCAGCCCGCCACGCCCGCGUCCGUGUCUUCGUUCCCGCAGAGUUCGAAGGCUCAAUAUCUCACCGACCAUCCGGCGCAGAUCCUCUCGACUACGGCUCCUCCGAAGCCAUAGAGCUACUGAAACACUGCGCCAGUUCAAAGUCUCGCAAGAUGGAAUACACAGUUUUCUCCUGCGGCAUCUUGUACGAGCGCUUCGCUCCGGGUGGGCUGGCAGAGUAUGGCAUGGGAGCCCGCGCUACCAUUGGGAGUCAGGGAUGCUAUCUCGUCGAUGUCGGGAAUGCGUCUGCAGAUAUUGUCGAGACCAACAGCGCUGGAAGACCUGUCCAGGUCUGCAUGACCUCUGUCGCUGACGUGGCUCGGUUUGUUGCUGCUGCUAUUGAGCUGGGACCUGGGGCGUGGCCUCGCGAGUUCAAGAUGAGAGGGGACAGGAUGUCGGUUCGUGACAUAUUUGCAAAGUGCAGCAACGUGAGAGGCGUGGCGUUUACCUUGCGUACUAGAAAGUACUCCAAGCUCCAGAGCGAGCUUACACACUACUUACAACGACAGAACUGGGACCAGUGGUGGAAUAUCCAGCGUCUGGUAGCUACGGCGGAUGGUCGAUACGAUUUUCGUCAGGCCAACCUGAAUGAAGCCGUCGACUUUCGUCCAGUCAGUUUCAGGUCGUGGCUCGAAUCUAACUGGGGACCAGGAUCAUAGAGGGCAACUUUCUCUUCGCUGUGUAUUAAGCUAGGAGACAUUUUCGAUCUAAUGAAAGCCAGGCACCAUUCUCUCAUUGUAUUUCUGGCAUGCUAUCUCUACUUUCAUCUGAGUUCUUCCAGAAAUUCACGUGCCGCAUGGUUUCUUCGGGGGAAGGUCGUUUGUGCCAGAGCUGGUAUGAAAAACCAGAUCAUGUUGUUGUGGAUCUUUGUUAGAUCACUGAACAUUUGGCUUAUACACCAGUAGCAUCGUACGGAUUCCUCAACG
Colletotrichum godetiae is the source of this 1619-nucleotide messenger RNA. RefSeq names its product isoflavone reductase. The transcript has 4 exons. The record is from RefSeq and is a predicted model, not a curated record. Lineage: Eukaryota; Fungi; Ascomycota; Sordariomycetes; Glomerellales; Glomerellaceae. The coding region runs from base 360 to 1352 and encodes 330 amino acids.